AUGUGGUGUAGUUUUAUGUGGUGUGGUGUGGUGUGGUGUGAUGCAUUGUGGUGUGGUGAGGUGUGGUAUAGUGUGAUUUGGUGUGGUGUGGAAUGGUGCAGUGUGGUGCAGUGUGGUGUGGUGCGGUGUGGUGUGGUGUGGUGCAUAUUGUGUGGCGUGGUGUGGUGUGGUGUGGUGGAGCGUAAUGUGGUGUGGGGCAGUGUGGUUCAGAGUGGUGUGGUGUUAUGCAAUAUUGUGUGGUGUGGUUUGGUGUUGUGUUGUGCAGUAUGGUGCAGAGUGGUGCCGUGUUGUGGUGUAGUGUGGUGUGGUGUGGUGCAGUGUUGUGUGGUGUGGUUGAGUGUGAUGUGGUGUGGUGUGGUGCAAUAUGGUGUUGUGCAGUGGGGUGUGGUGUACGUCUGGUAUGGAGAGGUAUAG
Messenger RNA from Scylla paramamosain (green mud crab), 414 nucleotides. RefSeq lists its product as uncharacterized. Lineage: Eukaryota; Metazoa; Arthropoda; Malacostraca; Decapoda; Portunidae. The coding region runs from base 1 to 414 and encodes 137 amino acids. The transcript is spliced from 2 exons. The record is from RefSeq and is a predicted model, not a curated record.